UAUACGUGAAUCCAAACAUACCUGAAGUUGGUUGAACGUCAAAUAAUUCCAGCGAGUCUCUUAAUUUGAAGGCGAGGCCCCGAAUGGGACGUAAGUGCGUAAAACUUGACGAAUGAUGCAGCCGUGCGAGAGAGAAUCUUCAAGUAACCUGGAAAGUACACACUGCAGGUGUUAAACAAAACACAUUCCUCAGAAGUUACAGGGAAAAUGCUCAAACAUGGCUUUGUUCGAGCUGUACUCGAAGUAUAACAGAGUUUGGAUACCAGAUGCAGAACAUGUGUGGAAAUCGGCUGAAAUUACAAAAAACUUUAAUUCUGGAGAUAAAAAUCUUGAAUUACUCGUCGAAGAUGGCACUGAGUACCAGCACCCCAUCAACCCGUCCAGACCAGAACUCCCUCCUCUUAGAAACCCGGACAUCUUGGUGGGAGAGAACGACCUGACAGCUCUCAGCUACCUGCACGAGCCAGCGGUCCUGCACAACCUCAGAGUCCGCUUUGUGGAGUCCAGGAUCAUCUACACCUACUGCGGUAUUAUUCUGGUGGCAGUGAAUCCCUACAGACAGCUUCCCAUCUACGGCGAUGCAGUCAUUCAUGCCUACUCGGGCCAGAACAUGGGAGAUAUGGACCCUCAUAUCUUUGCAGUGGCAGAGGAGGCGUACAAGCAGAUGGCGAGAAACCACAAGAACCAGUCCAUCAUCGUCAGCGGGGAGUCUGGAGCCGGCAAGACGGUCUCGGCUCGAUACGCUAUGAGGUACUUUGCUGUUGUGAGCAAAUCUGGAAGUAAGACUCGGGUUGAAGACAAAGUGCUGGCGUCCAACCCAAUAACGGAGGCGAUCGGAAACGCAAAAACCACCCGGAACGACAACAGCAGCCGUUUUGGGAAAUAUACCGAAAUCGGCUUCGAUAAGCGGUACCGAAUCAUCGGGGCAAACAUGAGGACCUACCUGUUGGAGAAGUCCAGGGUUGUUUUCCAGGCAGAGAAUGAGCGAAACUAUCACAUAUUCUACCAGAUGUGCUCCUGUGCAGACUCGCCGGAGUUCACGGACCUCAGACUGUUGGCUGCAGAUAAGUUCAGGUACACCAGCACGGGCGGUGACGUCACCAUCGAAGGUGUGGAUGACAGGAAGGACAUGGAGGAGACUCGACGGACCUUCUCUGUGCUGGGUUUGAAGGAGAACUUUCAGUCAGAUGUGUUUAAAGUUCUGGCCGCAGUUUUGCAUUUGGGGAAUGUGGAGAUCAGAAGCUCAGGAGAUGACAAGUCUGCGGUUCCUCCCAGCGAUGCACAUCUGGCAAUCUUCUGCAAGCUGCUGGGAGUUAGCGCAGAGGCUCUGCUGCGCUGGCUGUGCAAUCGCAGGAUCGUUCUGGCGGCUGAAACCGUGGUGAAGCCGGUGCCCAGGGAACGGGCCGUCGCCACCAGAGACGCUCUGGCCAAGCAGAUGUACGCCCACCUGUUUGACUGCAUCAUCGGCAGGAUCAACACCGUGCUCCAGGUUCCUGGGAAGCAGCACGCUUUCACGGGGGUCCUGGACAUUUACGGCUUCGAGACGUUCGACAUCAACAGCUUUGAGCAGUUUUGUAUCAACUACGCAAAUGAGAAGCUGCAACAGCAGUUUAACAUGCACGUGUUCAAGCUGGAGCAGGAGGAGUACAUGAAGGAGGGCAUCCCAUGGACGCUGAUAGAUUUCUACGACAACCAGCCUGUCAUUGACCUGAUUGAAGCCAAGAUGGGGAUCCUUGACCUGCUGGACGAGGAGUGUCUGUUCCCUCAAGGCACCGAUCAGAGCUGGCUUCAGAAGCUGUACCGGUAUCUGGAGGCCAACCCUCUGUUUGAGAAGCCCCGGUUGUCCAGCCAGGCGUUUGUGAUGCAACACUUUGCAGACAAGGUGGAGUAUCAGUGCAGAGGGUUUCUGGACAAGAAUCGAGACGCUCUCUACGAGGAGCUGGUGGACACGAUGAAAGCCAGUCAGUUCCCCUUUCUGGCCGGCCUUUUUCAAGAGGAGGAGCAGAGCGCUGGAGCCAAGAGUGGCGUGCAAGUGAAGCCGGCCAGGCCUGCGGUGAAACCAGCCAACAAGCAGCUGAGAAGCUCUGUGGGAGAUAAGUUCCGGACCUCGCUGUCUCUGCUGAUGGAGACGCUGAACGCCUCCACGCCUCACUACGUGCGCUGCAUCAAGCCCAACGAUGACAAGCUCCCGUUUGAGUACGACUCCAGGAGGGUGGUGCAGCAGCUGCGAGCGUGCGGCGUCCUUGAAACCAUUCGCAUCAGCGCGCAGAGCUACCCGUCCAGGUGGACGUACAUUGAGUUUUACAGCCGCUACAGUAUCCUCAUGUCCCACGUGGAGGCGGAUCUCAAGGACAAGAAACGGACCUGCAAGGAUGUGCUGCAGAGACUCAUUCAGGACCCCGACCAGUACAAGUUUGGCCGCACGAAGAUCUUCUUCCGGGCCGGUCAGGUGGCGUAUCUGGAGAAGCUGCGCCUGGACCGCCUCCGGGGCGCCUGCGUGACCGUUCAGAAACACGUCCGCGCGUGGAGCCAGAGGAGGAGGUUCCUGAGGACGAGGGCGGCGGCCGUCACCCUGCAACAGUACAUACGGGGAACGAAGACGAUCCGUAAACCGGUGAGUGCAGCGACGCUGAAGCAGGGCUGGGCCACGGUGGUCAUUCAGAGACACUGGAGAGGCUACCGGACGAGGCAGAUCUUUCAGGCGGUCCGCCUGGCUUCCAUCACCAUCCAGGCCUUCACCCGGGGCUGGAUGGCCCGCAGAUGCUACAAGAAGAUGAUGAAAGAGCACAAAGCUCUGGUUCUACAGAAGUACGCCAGAGCGUGGCUGGUUCGGCGGCGCUUUCAGACCAUGCGUCGGCUGGUGCUCAACGUCCAGCUGUCCUACAGGGUGCAGAAGCUCCGGAAGAAGAUAGACGAGCAGAACAAGGAGAACCGUGGAUUGAUGGAGAGACUGACGAGCUUAGCCAACUCCCAAUCUCAAGCUUUGGACAGACUUCACGGUCUGGAGGCCCAGCUGGACAAAACCACCAAGCAGAAGGCGGCUCUGGAGGCGAGAGAGCAAAAAGCAAAAGAAGACGCCACUUUGACAAUCGCACAGCUUCAGCAGGAGAUAGAUGCUCUGGUGUGUGGGAAGCAGAGCUCGGAGAAAAGGUUUGAAGCAUCCAUGAAAGAAGUCAAAGAGAGCUUUGACCAGGUGAAGAGGACUCUGCAGGAGGAGAGAGAAAAUGAGGCGAGACUGAGAAAGAUUGCAGAAAACAACAUCGAGAUUCAGAAGCACGACCAUGAAAAAGAAAUAGCAACUCUGAAGGAAGAGAUGAGGAGGCUGAAGGAGGGGAGAGUGGUGCUGCAGAGGCAGGUGGAGGAGGGCGUGCUGGGGAACGCUGAACUGCAGGAACAGGUCGUCCAGCUCACCAAGCACGCUAAAGUCAUCCCGGAGCUCCGCAGGGACCUGAACAACCUGCAAAAUCAGAAGAGUGCCGUAGAGCAAAGGAUGAAGCAGCAGUCAGAACAAACAAGAGCUAAAGUGAAGGAGAUCGUGAGGCAGCUUCUCGGGGGUGUCGUUGAGGAACAAGUUCUUUUGGGGCUGACGGCCGAUGAUCCCGAGAAGAUUAGUGAGCCUGAAGACCUGCUGGGAGCCCUGGGGGGCCUGCAGAGAGCCACCAGGAUUCUGGAGAACCAGCACAAGGAGCACAAGGUCAGCUCUGAGACACAGGCGGAGGGCUGGAGACUGAAGGUGGAGCACCUCCAGAACGAGAACGGCACGCUGCAGAGCCUGUUCCAGGAGAAAAGUGACGUCAAUGACAGUAUUUGCCAGGAAGUGGCUCGGCUCAGCAGCGAGAACUCGCUCAUACCGGAGCUGAAACUGCAGGUCUCAGAGCUGCAGAGGCAGAAGCAGGAGCUGGACGGCCGGCUCAAGCAGCAGAACAAGGAGCUGACAGAAAAAAACCAGGAGAUCACCAACGUUCUCCAGAUGAAGAUUGCAGAAGAGCGCUCACAGCGCACGCAUUUUGAGGAGAAAGCCAGAGAGCUGGAGGAGGCAAGGGAGGAGCUUCGAGGGAGGAUGGAGGAGCUUGAAGAGGAGAACGAGCACUUGAAGAGGCAGCAGCUGAUGGAGGGCGAAGUGAAGAGGAAACUGAGAGAGGAGACGUCGCGGUUAACCGCUGAGAGCAUGGACUUGGAAGAGCAGCUGGAUCAGAGGGACAGAUUAAUAAAGAAGCUCCGGAGUCAAAUAAAAAGCCUUGAAAGAUCCCAGAAAGCCAAACAAAACCCUGUGUCCACCAUCCCGAAGGACUACCUGGGCAUGUUGGAGUACAAGAGAGAGGACGAACCCCGGCUCGUUCAGAACAUCAUUUUGGACUUGAAGCCCAAAGGUGUAGCGGUCAACAUGCUUCCCAGUCUGCCGGCGUACAUCCUGUUCAUGUGCGUCCGCCACGCCGACUACCUCAACGACGGAGCCAAGCUCAAGUCUCUGAUGAACGCCGUCAUAUUUGGCAUCAAGAAAGUCAUCAUGGGUCACCACAAAGACUUUGAGAUGCUGUCCUUCUGGCUGUCCAACACGUACCAGCUGCUCAACUGCCUGAAGCAGUACGGCGGGGAGGAGGAGUUCGUGAAACACAGCACGCCUCGGCAGAAGAAGAACUGCCUGCAGAACUUUGACCUGUCUGAACACAGACAGAUCCUCAGCGACCUGGCCAUCCACAUCUACCAUCAGCUGGUCACGGUCAUGCAGAAGACGCUCGCUCCUACUAUCGUGCCUGGCAUGUUGGAGCAUGAGAGCUUACAGGGGAUCUCCAGCAUGAAGCCCACGGGCUUCAGAAAACGCUCCAACAGCGUUUACGACGAGUCGGAGACCUACACCAUCUCCUCCAUCCUCCAGCACCUUUCGGUCUUCCACUCCACCAUGCUCCACCACGGCAUGGACCAGGGCCUCAUCAGACAAGCCACCAAGCAGCUGUUCCUCCUGGUGGGGGCCACCACGCUCAACAACAUGAUGCUUCGCAAAGACAUGUGCUCCUGCAGGAAAGGCAUGCAGAUCAGGUGCAACAUCAGUUAUCUGGAGGAGUGGCUGAAAGAGAAGGAGCUUCAAAGCUCUAAUGCCAUCGAUACUCUGAGGCCGCUGGCUCAGGCCGCCUGGCUGCUGCAAGUCAGCAAGGCCACGGAUGACGACGCCGGCGAGAUCGUUGAGAAGUGCACUGAACUCAACCCAGUUCAGAUUGUCAAGAUUUUGAAUUCCUACACACCUAUUGAUGAUUUUGAGAAAAGAGUAGCGUCAUCGUUUGUGAAGAAGGUUCAGUCGUUACUUCAAGAUCACGACGGGUCGUCACAUCUGAUGCUGGACACAGACUAUCGGUUCCAGGUCACGUUUCCUUUCUGCCCGUCCUCGCAGGCUCUGGAGCUGCUGCAGGUCCCGAGCAGCCUUCACCUCAGCUUUCUGACCCGGAUCUGACCCGGAUCUUACCUGGAUCUGACUCGGAUCUGACCCUGCCGACCUUGAACCCUUCACUGAUGGAUGCUCUAGUGGCCUUAACUGCUCAUUCAUAUAUACGCAACACUUAUCAUCGUAUAUUUAAAAGGCAGAUUCAGAGGUGGGGUUUAAAAACAUUUGAGGUAAAUUCUGAUGAGAAAACAAAUGAUAAAAGUGGAUAUUUUAUAGUUAACAUAUGCGUAAAUGUUACUUGCUAUGAUGUGUGUUAAGGUCAAUAAUUCUUUAAUUAUGCUGAUAUUUACCGCUGGCGUCAGCUCUGCUCCUGGUUUGCUGAUGCGUCGCUGUUUCCAUCAGUGAAGAAGAGUUUAUUCAGAUGGAUGUAAACAUUUCCUGCUGCAGGUCUUUUAUGUGAUUUUAUUUCUACAGAUCUACAGUGUUUUGUUUCAGAUUGAUGGAUGUAAAUACCGUUAUGCAACAACACAUGGUUUGUAAACAGUUAAUAAUAAUAAUAAUAAUAAUAAUAAUAAUCCAAAAUUACUUAAAUAAACAGAGUAUGGCGAAGUUGUCAUUGUUAAAGUACAUAGUGUGUACUUCUAUAAAGCUUCUAUGACCUAAUCCAGGUUCUACUGUGUCUCCUGUCAUCACUUACACUCAACACUCUUAUUUUACACUCUUACAGACAUUAAGAGCAUUUAUGAUGAAACACAUUGAUCUAUGAAGUCUAAUUUGUCCAUCAAUAAAAGCAGUGUAGGGUAUCUGACGGGCAACAUGAGAGCAGCUCAUCUGGGACCCUGGUGGACCGUGACUGACCCCCGUUACUGUAUGAGGUUUUCAAGAAUCUUUCAUAUUCUGGUCGUGCAUCUAAAGAGACUGGUGCGUUAUUAAAAGAUGAGGUGUGUACUGACCCGGGUCUGGUCGGACUGCUGGGCCCAGACACGACUGACGUGACUCAGAGAAGAAGAGGCCCGGUGCUCUCGGGGCCCAGACCCCUGGUUUUGGUCAGAGUGAUGCUUGUUCAUGUCAAUUCAUCUGCUGCAUUUUUAUAGUUUUAUUCAUUCAUCCAUUUCCUCAGAGACGUCAUAAUAAUGCUAUUUUAUGUACAAAGUUGAGGAGGUAAUCCACAACGAUGCUAAAAACAGAAGAUUUUAAAAGACUUGAAGGUGUAAAGUUACAUCAUCAAAAUGAAUAGUUUAUGUUGAAGCUGCACUUGUGACGAAUGCGACGUAUAAGACAACAGUAAAUGCUAUAGUCCUCUUACAAAAACAGGCAUACGUAUUAUUAACAGGGUGGGAUACUAUGAACAUACAAAUCCAUUGUUUAUAAAAUCCCAUGUUAUGACAUUUUAUGAUUUGGUUUAUAUAAAAUAAUGCAAAUAAUGUAUAAAGCUA
This is a messenger RNA of Cololabis saira (Pacific saury), 6813 nucleotides long. RefSeq names its product myosin VC (gene myo5c). NCBI's taxonomy places the organism in Eukaryota, Metazoa, Chordata, Actinopteri, Beloniformes, Belonidae. Gene Ontology annotation, cellular component: vesicle; myosin complex; actin cytoskeleton. The record is from RefSeq and is a predicted model, not a curated record. The transcript has 40 exons. Gene Ontology annotation, biological process: actin filament organization; vesicle transport along actin filament. The coding region runs from base 218 to 5446 and encodes 1742 amino acids. Gene Ontology annotation, molecular function: ATP binding; actin filament binding; microfilament motor activity.